Symbiodinium sp. CCMP2592 is the source of this 240-nucleotide messenger RNA. NCBI's taxonomy places the organism in Eukaryota, Dinophyceae, Suessiales, Symbiodiniaceae. The record is from the annotation of a GenBank genome assembly.
AUGACGGUGGCACACAUCCUGGAUUCGACAGCCGCCUCGCCUCAGCAGCUUUACAUCGCGCGGAGGGCGUUGAGAUCCUCCUACAGCGGCAGCGGCGGUGCCACCUUUCCCGUAGUUGCGCUGGACUCGGUGAAGUCGGAGAAGAGCGGAGAGGCCUUGGCCACGCCGUUCCUGGAUCCGCAGAGGGAGCCCUCGUCGGGCUCAAAGGCCUCCUCGAAUAAGCAGGAGCUACUCAAAUGA